Molecule: messenger RNA, 2040 nt
Organism: Nezara viridula (southern green stink bug)
Lineage: Eukaryota; Metazoa; Arthropoda; Insecta; Hemiptera; Pentatomidae
Source: the annotation of a GenBank genome assembly
AUGCCGUCGAUAAGACCAAACGCGGAAGGAGGAGGGGAGAAGAGGACCACCUUCCGACCACCAUGGGUCAAAGAUGGGCCCUGCCCACUCCCCAUGCCCCCAAACAACCCCUGGCUUCAACAGGCCAAGCAGAGCAACGAAAACAAAAGUGCGCCAAACUCGCAACCUCCAGUCCUUAAACCUGCUAAAGAAAGGGAGAUAAAAAUCCAGAGAGAACCGACAGUGGAGGCGAACAGUGACAAAGGACCAUCGACAAGGAAAGGACCACACGUGAACAAAGAACCACCUGUGAGCAAAACUCCUUCAACGAACAGAGAUCAACCACCGCAGAAAAAUGUUCAAAUAAAGCCGAGCGGUGAGAAAUCGAUUGCAAAUGAGAGGGGAGUGAAAGGGGAAAAAGUUAUCAAUAUCGUCCAUGAAAAAACGGAACCUACCAAACCGAAAGAUGCAAGAGAGGUGAGGGUGAAGAUUGUAGAACCCCCAUCGAAAUCUGAGGAAAAAAUACCACAAGCUCCAAUGCCACCGCCUAUGAUGCCACCACCACCACCUCCUCCUCCUUCUCAAGGUCAGAAGCCGCCUAGACCUAUUUCAAAGGAGAAAGAGGUGAAGUUAGAGGCGUUGAGAAGUAGGCCGAGGAGACGACCGGAUUGGACGGACAUGAUGAAAGAGGUUGAAAAAGGGAUAAAACUGAAUCACGUUAAAUGCAACGAUAGGAGUGCGCCUGUCCUACCCAAAACCAAAACCAAAGGACAGUUCGUAUACGAUUCUGAAAAACCUAAUUCCCACAACCUUCUCUUGAAAGAGAUACAGUCUGGUGUACAACUCAAGAAGGUGAAAACAAAUGAUAGAAGUAAACCAAUAUUGGAAGGUCUCCGAAAAUUCAGAAGGCAGAUGACGAUCGAAGAACUGAUUACAAAGUCGGCUUCAGUAGCAGAUGUAGUGGCUGUUGCAUCGGAACCGGAUGAACUCGAUGACAUCGAUAAAGUUCGGGAUGACCUUCAAUCAACAAAACAAAUGCUAGCACUUGAGUUGCGGAACAAGGAAGCACUUGAAAGAGAAAACAAACGCAUACUGGCCCGACUAGCUAAUUUGGAAGCAGAAUUGGAAAAAGAAAAGCUAGAAAAGAAAAUAAUGCUAGAAAAAGGAGAUGUAGCUAAAACAAGGACUGCAGAAGAUGAUAAACUCAUAAACAAACUAAAAGAAGAAGCUUCUGAAGCAACAAAAAUGACUAAAGAAAUGGAGGAGAAAUAUCACAAGACAGCAGAAGAACUGGACUUAACAAGAGCUAAGCUGGAAAGCGCAUGGCUCAAAAAUUCACAGCUUGAAAUAGAACUCAAGUCUAAAGGAAACUUUACUGGAUCUAUCACAAGGCAGCCUUCAACGAAAAAAAUGUCACUGACUAACAGUACCAGCAAUAAGAAAAUCAUGCCUAGCAAUGAACGAAUUGAAUCAGAUACAGCAUCAGAAACUGAAACCGAGGAGGAUGAACCAGAAGAAUCAAAUGAAAUGAAGGCAGUGACACAAGAAGAACGAGAGUUGAGGCUACUAACACAAAAACUGAAGUCACUAAAAGAGAAGAGAAUCGUUACAAACAACGAAAAGAGAACGUUAAAAUCUCAGUUAUCGAGACUUCAUCAUGUUUUAAAAGAAGAAAAAAGAAAAUAUAAACUAUUACAAAAUGAAGUUGAAAAAAUGGCUAACAUCAUGAAGGAAGUAGACGAUGAAAGCAAUGAAGAAGAAGAGGAAGAAGUGGAGGAAGAAGAAGAUGAAGACGCAGAGGAAACAGAGACAGAAAGUGAAGAGCAAUCUGACCAAGAAGACAGUGAAGACGAUUUAUCUGAAUCGGCAAGUGCACAAGACAAAAUAAAGAAUUUGAAUAGACGAAUUAAAACAUAUGAAACAUUGGUGACAAGAGCAAAAAAGGGCAACUAUUUACUUAAAGCAAACAUAGACAGAAGACAAGAUGAUGUAAAUAGGCAGAAAGAGAUGUCUUUAGCUUUGCAAGAAGAUUUGAAUGCAGUCCUUUCCGAGCUAGGUUGA